AGGUCACGUCUGAACACGUCGAAAUAUUUGCUAGUCAGCUGACUGUAGCUCUCACGCUCUCUCUCUCUCUGUCUCUCUCUCUUACUAAUCAAAUCAAGAUGAAGUUAAUUGUGUUGCUCAACUUGCUCCUCUUCUGUCACGUUGCAUCUACAGUGAAACACUCCCUGAAAAUGUUCUCUACUGCAACUUCUGGAGUCCCAAACUUCCCAGAGUUUGUAGCUGCUGCGAUGCUCGAUGAAGUGCUGAUGGGUUACUGUGACAUCAACAACAAGACCCCAGAACCCAAACAGGACUGGGUGAGGAAACUAGUAAAGGAUGAGCCACAACACCUGGAGUGGUAUUCUCAGGAGUGUUAUGAUAACCAGCUGUUCUUCAGAGCCAACUUGGACAGCCUGAAGCAGCGCUUAAACCAAACUGGAGAUGCCCACAUUUUUCAGCAGAUGAGCGGCUGUGAGUGGGACGACGAGACUGGAGAGGUUGUUGGUUUUAGUCAGUACGGUUAUGAUGGAGAAGACUUCCUUGUGUUGGACCUGCAGACGCUGACAUGGACCGCUCCAAAACAACAGGCUUUCAUCACCAAACUUAGAUGGGAUAAAGGCAAAGCUAGAUUAGAAUACUACAAAAACUACUACAUCCACAUAUGUCCUGACUUGCUGAGGAAGUACCUACACUAUGGGAGGAGCUCUCUGCAGAGAACAGAGCGUCCCUCAGUGUCUCUCCUCCAGAAGACUCCCUCCUCUCCAGUCAGCUGCCAUGCUACAGGUUUCUACCCCGACAGAGCCAUGAUGUACUGGAGGAAAGAUGGAGAGGAGAUUCAUGAGGACGUGGACCUCGGAGAGAUCCUCCCCAACCACGAUGGAUCCUUCCAGAUGAGUGUUGAGCUGAACCUGUCAUCAGUCGCACCUGAAGACUGGAGGAGGUACGACUGUGUGUUUCAUCUCUCUGGUGUGGUGGACGACAUCGUCAUCAGACUGGACAAAGCAGUGAUCAGGACCAACUGGGUUCCUCCUGCAGGGUUCCCUGCUGGUCCUGUUAUUGGAGUUGUUGUAGGACUGCUGCUGCUGCUGCUGGCGGUCUGCAUCGCUGGACUCUUCAUCUGGAGGAGGAACAAUAACGGGAAAAGAUGAUCUGCAGCAUCCUGCUGCUCAUCAUCCUGACCUCCUGUAUCUGUGGUUAGUUCACACCUUCACUUUAUUAUCCACAAAGACUGAAUACACUUUUUUUUACUUUUCAUAUCACCAGACUGCUCCCUGCUGGAGGACAGACUGACCCUCACAUGUUCUCUAAAUGUAGCCAGCCAAGUAAAACCGGGGAUCCUAUACUUGAAUACUUGAAAGGUGAAGUUCAACAUUUUGAAAGGGACGACUCUUAAAGUGAAUGGUGAUAUACUGUAGGUGUGUGAGAUCACUGUGCAUCACCUCUAGUCUCUGCUGUGGACCAGCUUCCUAAAAACUAGUGUUUGUCUCCCUCUGCUGGUAGCUUAAUUAAAGUCCUGGAUAUCCGCCUGGUCUUCUUUAGUAAUAAUUCAUGUAGAAUCUCAACACUGUAAUGCACAAUCAUGUCAGUGAUGUCACACAGAAAUGUAACUAUAUAAAAAGACAAUAACUUAAG
Sebastes umbrosus (honeycomb rockfish) is the source of this 1611-nucleotide messenger RNA. RefSeq names its product major histocompatibility complex class I-related gene protein-like. Gene Ontology annotation, cellular component: external side of plasma membrane. The record is from RefSeq and is a predicted model, not a curated record. The transcript has 6 exons. Gene Ontology annotation, biological process: immune response. Bases 99 to 1127 code for a protein of 342 amino acids. Lineage: Eukaryota; Metazoa; Chordata; Actinopteri; Perciformes; Sebastidae.